Messenger RNA from Arachis duranensis, 690 nucleotides. RefSeq lists its product as uncharacterized. NCBI's taxonomy places the organism in Eukaryota, Viridiplantae, Streptophyta, Magnoliopsida, Fabales, Fabaceae. The record is from RefSeq and is a predicted model, not a curated record. Gene Ontology annotation, cellular component: mitochondrion.
UGCUGCCAUCAUCCUCCACACUUUCCUCCACGCUCUCUGAAUCUCUAGAAUGGAGAUGCCUCAGGGAAAGUGAGAACAUUGGUGACACAGAAAACAGUUUAAAAACCGGAAAACCAAGCCAAUCCAAUUAGUGCUCGAUAUUUUCUUUCAAACGGCAUUUUAGUGCAUUAUAGGAAGAGACAUGGCUGUGGCGGCUAAUUGUGCAAGGAAAACCCUCCAACUAGCUUCUUCUUCCUCCGCUAGAACCCUCUUUUCUCGUCGAUCUUUUCCCCUUGUUAAACUCAAUGGCUUACCUUCUUCUCCUUCUAGAACUUAUACCCAGAAGCGCUCACUCUCCUUUCCAAGGGUUCCGGAGCAGUUAGCAGGUGUUGCACAACUAGUGUCUCUGACGCCAUUACAUAGCGCUACUGCCUCUGCCUUGUUCACUUCCCUCCUCUCUUUGCACAAUACUAACUGGGGUUGUCUCUCUGAAGGUUUUGCAACACCUCUAUAGCAAGCAGCUGCAGAUGAUAACUUCGCCUUCAACUUAUCCUGUUACCAUUAGGUGCGGGUUUGUUUUAGUACUGGUUUCUGUUAGAUACUAUGAUUAAUAAUGUUAUUUGAUUAAAUUUUCUUAACUCACUGAAAGUGUCAAAGUGUAUACUCUAGUCUUGUCAUUUGAAAGGUGCUUCAAUUUCGGGAACCUUCCAA